GCUUGUGAACGGGCGAUGACUCCUGUAGGUUUGGACACCAUAGUGGCAGACCUGGUCUCCAUGUCCCCAAAUGCCACUGCAGUGGGAUCACCAGGCAUCUCAGUGGCAACCAGAACCCUAAUACUGCUUGUCUGUCUGCUGCUGGUUGCCUGGAGCCAGACAGACAAGAAUACUGUACCAGGUCCUUCUUUUUGUCUGGGUUUGGGGCCACUUCUGUCAUACCUGAGAUUCAUCUGGACUGGUAUAGGCACAGCCAGCAACUACUACAACAACAAGUAUGGAGACAUUGUCAGAGUCUGGAUCAACGGAGAGGAGACCCUCAUACUCAGCAGGUUGGUUAUGGCCUCAGCUGUGCACCAUGUACUGAAGAAUGGACAUUAUACUUCACGUUUUGGGAGCAAGCAGGGACUCAGCUGCAUGGGCAUGUAUGAGAGAGGCAUCAUAUUUAACAACAAUGUAACUCUGUGGAAACAGAUACGCACCUAUUUCUCCAAAGCCCUGACAGGUCCGGGCUUGCAGCAGACAGUGGAGGUUUGUGUCUCCUCCACACAGACUCACCUGGACGACCUGGACAAGUUGGAUAAUGUGGAUAUCCUCAGUUUGCUGCGCUGCACAGUGGUCGACAUCUCCAACAGACUCUUCCUCGGUGUACCUGUCAAUGAGAAAGAGCUGCUGCUGAAGAUUCAGAAGUAUUUUGACACAUGGCAGACUGUGCUGAUCAAACCAGACAUUUAUUUCAAGUUCGACUGGAUUCACCAGAGGCAUAAGACAGCAGCCCAGGAGUUGCAAGAUGCCAUAGAGAGUCUUGUAGAACAGAAGAAGAGAGAUAUGGAGCAGGCAGAUAAACUGGACAUCAACUUCACUGCAGAGCUCAUAUUUGCACAGAACCAUGGCAAACUGUCUGCUGAGAAUGUGAGGCAGUGUGUGUUGGAGAUGGUGAUUGCAGCACCAGACACUCUGUCUGUCAGCCUCUUCUUUAUGCUGCUGCUCCUCAAACAGAAUCCAGACGUGGAGCUGCAGCUGCUGCAGGAGAUAGACACUGUUGUAGGUGAAAGACAGCUUCAGAAAGGGGACCUUCAGAGGUUGCAGGUGCUGGAGAGCUUCGUCAACGAAUGCCUGCGCUUCCACCCUGUGGUGGAUUUCACCAUGCGUCGAGCCCUGUCUGACGACAUCAUAGAUGGCUACAGGGUACCGAAGGGCACAAAUAUCAUUCUGAAUACCGGCCACAUGCACCGGACAGAGUUUUUCCUCAAACCCAAUGAAUUUAAUCUGGACAACUUUGAAAAAAAUGCUCCUCGCCGCUACUUCCAGCCAUUCGGUUCAGGCCCUCGCGCCUGUGUUGGUAAGCACAUCGCCAUGGUGAUGAUGAAGUCCAUCCUGGUGACGUUGCUCUCCCAGUACUCUGUUUGUCCUCAUAAGGGCUUGACCCUCGACUGCCUCCCACAGACCAACAACCUCUCCCAGCAGCCUGUAGAGCAUCAGCAGGAGGCUGAACAUCUCAGCAUGAGAUUCUUAUCCAGACAGAGAGGUAGCUGGAAAACACUCUGAGACCUUUGUUUUCUUCAUUUGUAUCUAUACAUUUAUAAGGAAUAUAUACUUAUAUACUAUAUGAUCUUCAUUACUUCAUUUAUAUUAUUGACUGUACAAAGCUAGUUUUAUAUUUUCUAUGUAUUAAAAUUGUAUUUCUACUUGAACUAUUAUGCAUUAUGUGAAAUGUAAGUUUAGACAUGCUAUUACUGAAGUAAAUGUAAAUUAUUGUGCCAA
Morone saxatilis (striped sea-bass) is the source of this 1764-nucleotide messenger RNA. It is a transcript of the gene cyp19a1a, whose product is annotated as aromatase. The record is from RefSeq and is a predicted model, not a curated record. The transcript has 9 exons. Gene Ontology annotation, molecular function: monooxygenase activity; heme binding; iron ion binding. Bases 16 to 1548 code for a protein of 510 amino acids. Lineage: Eukaryota; Metazoa; Chordata; Actinopteri; Moronidae.